This is a messenger RNA of Pseudophryne corroboree (corroboree frog), 2995 nucleotides long. It is a transcript of the gene POU4F1, whose product is annotated as POU class 4 homeobox 1. The transcript is spliced from 2 exons. The coding region runs from base 338 to 1474 and encodes 378 amino acids. Gene Ontology annotation, biological process: regulation of transcription by RNA polymerase II. NCBI's taxonomy places the organism in Eukaryota, Metazoa, Chordata, Amphibia, Anura, Myobatrachidae. The record is from RefSeq and is a predicted model, not a curated record. Gene Ontology annotation, molecular function: DNA-binding transcription factor activity, RNA polymerase II-specific; RNA polymerase II cis-regulatory region sequence-specific DNA binding.
GCCAAAAUCCCGCAGACAGCUGAUGUCUGUCAGCCCGGAGUCUCGCGAUAGAGGAGCCGGCUGCUGCGAGAUGUGGGGCUCAGGUGUAAGGAGGCAGAAGUAGCAGUAACAGAAGCAGCACUAGUAGUAGCUGAGAGAUGAGUGAGAGGAGAGGCUGCACUAUGUGGUCAGCAGCAGCAGCAGCAGCAGCAGUGGUAGUUGUAGCAUAGAGCUGCACAUUGUGGUCAGUAGCAGCAGCAGCAGAGACGGGGCUGCAGCAUCCCAGGCACAGGGACCAGGCUCACUUUUCUCCUUCUCACUUUGGAAGUACUUCAGGCUUCCAUGCCAUUCUUCCAAGAUGAUGUCCAUGAACAGCAAGCAGCCGCAUUUUGCAAUGCACCCGAGCUUACCUGAGCACAAGUACACCUCUCUGCACUCCAGUUCGGAAGCAAUAAGGAGAGCAUGCCUACCAACCCCACCGCUGCAGAGCAAUAUCUUCGCCAGCCUAGAUGAGACCCUCCUGGCCCGGGCCGAAGCGUUGGCCGCCGUGGACAUGGCAGUGUCACAGGGCAAAAGCCAUCCAUUCAAGCCUGAUGCCACCUACCAUACAAUGAGCAGCGUGCCAUGCUCCUCCAACUCCACGGUGCCGCUGGCCCACCAUCACCAUCAUCAUCACCACCACCAUCACCAGGGGAUGGAGCCCGGGGACUUGCUGGACCAUGUCACCUCCCCGUCCCUUGCACUUAUGAACUCGUCUGGACACGAUGGGGUCGGGGGUGGUGGUGGCGGAGGGGGAGGCGGUGGUGGCGGAGGUGGCGGUGGCGGAGGAGGCUUGAUCUCCACCUCAGCCCAUCCACACAGCCACAUGCACGGCCUGAGCCACCUCUCCCACCAGGCGGCCAUGAACAUGACCUCCGCGCUCCAGCACCCAGGCCUGAUGGCUGCACACCACGGACACGGGGGACAGGUGGCCUCGGCCGUGGGGGCAGCGGUGGGAUUGGCCUCCAUCUGUGACUCUGAGACGGACCCGCGGGAGCUGGAAGCCUUCGCCGAGCGCUUUAAGCAGCGGAGGAUCAAGCUUGGGGUAACCCAGGCCGAUGUGGGUUCUGCUUUGGCCAAUUUGAAAAUCCCCGGGGUGGGCUCCCUCAGCCAGAGCACUAUCUGCAGGUUCGAGUCCCUCACCCUGUCCCACAACAACAUGAUCGCUCUGAAGCCCAUUCUGCAAGCCUGGCUGGAGGAAGCAGAGGGGGCCCAGAGGGAAAAAAUGAACAAGCCCGAACUCUUCAAUGGGGGGGAAAAGAAACGCAAGCGGACUUCCAUCGCGGCUCCGGAGAAGAGGUCCUUGGAGGCGUAUUUCGCGGUGCAGCCGCGGCCCUCCUCGGAGAAGAUCGCUGCCAUAGCAGAGAAACUGGACCUGAAAAAGAAUGUGGUGAGGGUCUGGUUCUGCAACCAGAGACAGAAGCAGAAACGGAUGAAGUUCUCUGCCAAUUACUAAAGCCCCAACUAUUUAUUUAUUAUCUGUUUUUUAUUUAUUUAUUUAUUUAUUAUCGAUUUAUUUAUUAUCCUGAGUUCUCCCACUUUUUAUCUAUGUGUCUGUUGGAGGGAGGAGGGCUUUUCUCUCCUACAGGACUCAUGUGAGACUUCAGAUGAUCUCUAGAAAAAAAAUCCGGAGGAUUAAAUCUAACGAAAUAAAACCUUUAAAAAAUAAUAUUAAGUAAAUAAAUUAUUUAUUGCCGGGACCAAUGGACAAUAUCCUACACAGUACAGGGGAGAAAUCCGGGCGUCUUAACCCUCUGGAAACUGUAGAUCUAUUCUUGAAUUUUAAUAAAUAAAAUCAAGGGGAAGUGUACUUGCUUUGGACAAGGACAACUCGUAUAAAACACAUCUCACUGAAGCCGUAGGGGUACAAGUAUUGGUGGUGAUGAUGAUGAUGAUGAUGAUAUUAAUAAUAAUAAUAAUAAUGUGAAAUUAUCAGCAUUUUAUCAGAGUCUCUGUCUGUUUUUUUUUCCUGUUCCCUUGCUCUGUGCUGUUCCCAUUCUGUCUUGUUACUGGUCCCUGGGAGGGCUGUGUAUUGCGGGUAUUAGAGCUGCUGUAACCAACUCAUCUGGUCAAAUAAUAGACCAUGAGUUAUUUAUUUAUACCAAGUCUGUGGUAUUUAACGUUUUGACGGAAAUAUCCAAUUUGAUAUAUUGGAUGCAAAUAUUAAUAUAAAAGAUUUCCCCUCACGUCACUACUAUCAAUGGUAGGGUAGGAAUGUGGAUAUGUGUUGUGUUUAGUAAUGAUCCAUUGCAUUAGCGAGGGCCUGCAUUAUUAAACUUUCUGUUUAUUAUAAUAAAUAUACACAAGGGUUAAGGUCACUGCUUCUUUAAAAGUUUUGCACUACGGCAGUGUCAUUAAUUUUGCAGUUAGUACAUAUGUUAGUUGUAUCAUAUCUCCCACCCUACAGGAUAUAGUAGCCCUCUGUCCAACAUUUAGUCCAACAGUUUUCAGAAUUGUACUUUUCCCGAAAUCUUGAGACCAUUGACCAGACGUAUAUUUCUAUAAAGAGUUCACAGUCUAACUGGGAUCAUUUAUAACUCGUUUUGUUUCCUUGUUUGCAGAGCAAACUUUCUAUGCAUAUGAGCACUACAUAGGCUAGAUUCCGGUAGACUUUGUGUGUGCUGUGAUUUCACUGUUUUAUUGGCUGUCUUCACCCAAAAAUGAAAAGGAAAAAAAAAAAAAAAAAAAUCCACGACUUCGAUGUCCAGUAAUUGUGUGAUGCAGAGCAAAAUAUUGUAAAUAUUUAAAUUUUGACUUGAUGGUACAUAUGUGAGACCACACGAAUUUCCUCCAAACGCCUCAUAAUUUUAUCGACCUGUUUAUACAGAUUUGAAGAAUUUUUCCUUUCUUAUUUUCCCUCCCACUCCCACUGAAUCCCAAUAUUUUAUUUUUAUUUAUAUUUAUGUACGCCAGCUGCAAUAUGAAGAUGUGCAACGGUGACAAGAUACUUCUAAAUAAAUGCAAACAUUAAAACAUA